Molecule: messenger RNA, 2391 nt
Organism: Cyclocybe aegerita
Lineage: Eukaryota; Fungi; Basidiomycota; Agaricomycetes; Agaricales; Hemipholiotaceae
Source: the annotation of a GenBank genome assembly
AUGUCUGCUGAGCAGUUCACUCAUAUCGAGCAAGACAAGCAUCCAAACCCUGGUGGAAACGAGCUCCCCACCUAUGAUGAUCUCGCUAACCAGAACGGUCCUAACUCAAGAUUCGGGAGAUGGAGAGGGUGGAUUGAGAAGAGAGCAGCAGAACGGUACGCGGACAUCACUCCGGAGGAUCGCGCUCGCCGGAGACACCGCGGUUGGGGCAACAAUGAAGAGGACGCGAACAAUAUCCCAUCGAUAGUCAGCCAACCUCCGACCCCAAGCCCGUUUGGCGAGCCUCUGCACGUCCAAACAAACAGACUGAGCGUCAAUGACUCUCCACCCGGUUCAUGGGACGAUAGCGACCCUUUAUCCGCCCCGCUUCCAUUUGUUAGCCAAACCAUUGAACCCAGUCACCUCAAGAUCAAUCACUUUGGCUCUCGUUUCUUGCCUCACACAACUUCACGAAUACGUUGUGUGCUCCCUUUACUGGGAGAUCGCAUGCUACUGGUGGGCCACGAUGAAGGCCUAUCUGUCCUUGAUAUAUUCCCGCAGCAAUGGACGGAGGACGGCGAUGUUCUUACGAAAGGUCCUGACGAAGCGCAUUGUUGGCCAAUCUGGCGAGGCGAAUGUGUUUAUCAAAUGUCUGUUCUGGAAGUCGAAGAGAAUGGCACUGGAACCCCUCAAGGCGUUGUCCUGGCCAUUGUAGGCCCUUCGCCGGAGUCCCCGACUAUCGGCAAGGAUCCGGAAAUUCUACGUACACCUCGCAUGUAUAACCUCGGAAGCCUCAUUAGCCUUGCUCGAUGGACUAUCGCGCAAAAGGGUGCACGUCCACUCGACCUUCACAAAAUGUCGACGUGGCAACAACCUAACACACCCUCGAAGAAGCAUCGGCAGCAGGGUAGCAUCGCACGCAGUAUCAAGUCCUUCAUCGACCAACCUCAUGCCGGUGCUUCGGAGCCUACGUCCUCUUACCAAUCGUUCUUGUCUCCAACCUCGACUGUCGGCUCCAACUUCGGUAGAAGCCCGCCUAGUUCAAUACACGGGGAAGCGCCGCCAAGGCAGAAUUCCGACGAAUCUGGUUGGGAUAUGGUUGACGACCUGCCAUUACGAUGGGCGACGGACUUUGUCCCGCUUGCUGCGCCGGGCUCACGGCUAGCAGGUGCUCCCGUGGUAUGCUUUGCUACCUGGAGUGACGAGACCCGAAGAGGUAAAGGAACUGGCGGACAACUGCUCGCUAUUGCUACGAAAACGAAUAUUUUGCUCUACGAGACACCAAAGGGUGAAAGAGCAUACAGAUUCGUCAAGGAAUUCUACACGCCUCUACAAACCCGCAACCUUGCAUUUAUCCAGCAGUCUGUCAACGAUGCCACGCGCACCUCGGUGGAAAGCGGUCCAGGUCGUUUGCACUCGCAUAAACGGUCCGAUAGUGGAGGUACAUUGAAAGGGUUGAUCAGCAGCGCCUCAUCAUCCACACCUCUCCAGUAUGGGACACACCUCAGCCUAUUCGUCGUAUUCGACAAGAAGGCCGGGAUUAUUCGCCUAGCCGACUCGGCCGUGGGCGAAGUUGAGCUUGGAGAGGACGGCGGGCCUAUGUUACCCACCCAUGCAAGUGGAAGUAACAGCGGCGGGACUAGCGGUAUGUUACACGCACGCGACACCUUCUCGUCAACCGUCAGCAGCGCGAGUCUACGUACACGUGCUCGCCUGUCGUUCGACAUUCGCGAGAGCGCUGCACGUUGGAUCGCGCCUGUACGCUGCGAGCUACCUGUGCACGGCCACCCGGGGCUCACACAACCCGUGCACAUCAUCACAAGGGGCAAGCGCACGCACGUCGUCGCCUGUCCUCUGCCGCAGCGGUCAGGAAGCACUUCACCAUUGCAUGCUGUGUUCUGGAAGGCAUGCCCACGGCAUGUCUCUGCAAGAGUCAUAUACACCGACUCGGGCACCGUGGAUCCGUGCAACCCGCACACAGACCCUCCACUUCUUCAGUUUGUCGCGUUCACAGAGAACGGACUAGAGGUGCACGAGACGGGUCUAUCUUUUAUCCACGGCGGUUCGAAGGGCAAAGGGCGGGCGAUGCCAGCAGACGAGACAAUUUGGACGGAGGAGGACCUCGGUGGCGAGGUGGGUUUCCUAUCGUCAGGAGGCAACUGGGAUCGCCUAGACCAGAUAUACACGAUGCUGGGUGUUGGAGGCCCAGGUGCUGGUCUUGGAAGUGGGUUUCCGAGCGCGACGUCUGUGCUUUCGUUCGAUAGCAUGGACUCAAUGGAUAUUCUGUCACUUAUGAAGAAGGAAGAAGGGAUGUAUGGGUGGUGUCGCAAGGGCCUGGAGGAUUGGCGCAUCUUCUGGGUCGGGGGCAACCAGUCGAAGAGGGGAGGCGAGCCGGAGAAGGAAGAUUAUUGA